Molecule: messenger RNA, 450 nt
Organism: Staurois parvus
Lineage: Eukaryota; Metazoa; Chordata; Amphibia; Anura; Ranidae
Source: the annotation of a GenBank genome assembly
UGCGCUGUGUCCCUCAGACACAACGGAUUACAGAUCCAUGGAAAGAGCCGAAGAUGUCGGCUCGGUCAUGUGAUCAGCUGUGUCCAAUCACAGCUGAUCACAUCAGCGCCACCUGUCAGUGUCCAUCAGUGCCAGCUCUCAGUGCUCAUCCAUGCCACCUGCCAGUGCCCAUCAGUGCCACAUUUGUGCCACAUUUCAGUGUCCAUCAGUGCCACAUAUCAGUGCCCAUCUGAGCUGCCUUUCAUUGUCACCCAUCAGUGCCAGUCAGUGCCACCUAUCAGUGCUGCCAAUCAGUGCCAGUCAGUGCCGCAUACCAGUGUGGAUCAGUGCCACCUAUCAGUGCCCGUCAGUGCUGCCUAUCAGUGCCAGUCAGUGCCACCUAUCAGUGCCAGUCAGUGCCGUCUAUCAGUGCCACCUAUCAGUGCCGCCUAUCAGUGCUGCCUAUCAGUG